AUGAGUUUUCAAUGGACUUUCUUAGCGACAUUUCUUUAUUUGGAACUUAUCAUUGUUAUUAUUCUACUUUUACCAUUUAUUCCGCCUAAUAUCUGGCAAAAGUUUUUUCACUCAAGGUUAGCAAGAGCAUUUCAUGCUGGAGCGAAAUAUUACUUUAAUUUUAUAAUAUGUAUUUUCGUCUUAUUAUUUCUUGAUUCCAUUCGUGAAUUAAGAAAAUAUUCUGGUGUUGAAGUUAAAGAUUUAAACACACCACAUGCAGAAGCACAUGCACAUAUGAAACAAUUUCGUUCACAACGAAAUUUUUAUAUUGCUGGUUUUGCUCUUUUUCUUUGGUUUGUCAUUAAACGUUUAGUCAAUCUUUUAUCUGCUGUUGCACGUGAAAUGGCUGAUUCAGCUGCUGCACGUAAACAAGCUGAAGGUGCUCAUCGUCAUUUAGAAGGAUUAGCCACCGCUGAUCCAAGUACAAUUGAUCCACGAGAAAUUCCUAUUUCAGCUGGUGAUGCACCACGUUAUAUUGAUCCCAAAGAACAUGAUGCUGAAAUACAAAAACUUAAAGGAGAAUCACUUAAAGCACGUGAAGACAUCGAAACAUUACGUGAACAAUAUGAUAAAUCAAUUGAAAAUUAUAAUACUCUUAGCGAUGAACAUAAGAAAUUACAGAAUAAAUUGGCUGUAUUCUCAUCAGAGACUGAAUCUGAAAAAGACAAAUAA
Messenger RNA from Adineta steineri, 711 nucleotides. The record is from the annotation of a GenBank genome assembly. Lineage: Eukaryota; Metazoa; Rotifera; Eurotatoria; Adinetida; Adinetidae.